UCACCCUUCGGUCCUACCUUCUUAGGUUCUUUAGAUGACAAGCUUCUUCAACACCGUCCUCAUGUCGGAUCGUCGACUCUGCAAAGGGGCGAUCUGGUGGAGAUCAUCGGGCCAAGUGAUUUAGGCAAGACGAGUCUAGUAUCCUUCUUACUUCUCACGACACUUCUGCCGUCUUCCAUCAAGUUAUCCGGAGGUACGGAAGUGCCAUUAGGAGGAAGAAAUGCCCAUGCCAGUCUGAUCUUUCCUGUCACCCACCGAUCAAUCGUUUCGACGUUGGCGAAAUCUAUGCGGUCCCAUGUAACAUCCAUGAUCAGUGCUGCUCGUUCAACAGAAACUCAAUUUGAUGAUGGAGAUAUUUCCCCCAUCAUCGACACGAUCGUCCGAACUUCAUUAGCCAGAUUGGGGGUUAUUCGGAUCAAGCCAAGGUGGAAUGAUUGGUAUUUGGCUUUGAGAUCGAUUCUUUCCCCUCCCGACCUCACUCUCGACUUCAGUGGUCUAAGAUAUACGAAUCAUGGCAUGUCGCUGGUCAUUUGUGAUGGAUUUGCCGAUGGCUUCUGGCCUGAGCGAUGGCAUGAAGAGGAGAGAUCGGGACGGAAGGCACAAGGGCUGAGAGGAGGAGAUGACGUGGGUAUGAGGGAUGUAAUGGAAAUGGUUGGUAGAUUAAGGAAGGAACUAGGAGCCGUUGUCGUUUUAACGAUCCAAGGAUUCUGGGUGACCGGACAUACACAGUUCUUCACUCCUCAUCUCAGUCCUCCAUAUCCUACACCUUUCACCACAAACCCCGACGAUCAACCGGUACGAUCUCGUGACGACCCUCUCCACUGGCCGCUAAAUCUUCAGUUCACCUUGAUAGGCCGAGACCGACAAAUGCAAUUACCAGCGGACAUCACUUUGGUAGAUGCUAUGAGGAUGGAACAGCCAUUGGAGUUGCAAAACUUCCGAGGGCUGUUCCGAGUGUCGAGGUCUCACAAAGUCGGUGGGAGUAAAGAGGGAACAAAGUUCUCAUGGCGGAUAGGACCUGAAGGACCUGAAGGGUGGGAUGAUCCAGACGAUGACAUGGGCAUGUCAUAG
This is a messenger RNA of Tremella mesenterica DSM 1558, 1071 nucleotides long. RefSeq lists its product as uncharacterized. Lineage: Eukaryota; Fungi; Basidiomycota; Tremellomycetes; Tremellales; Tremellaceae. The annotation marks the transcript as partial. The record is from RefSeq and is a predicted model, not a curated record. The transcript is spliced from 3 exons.